Molecule: messenger RNA, 2376 nt
Organism: Suhomyces tanzawaensis NRRL Y-17324
Lineage: Eukaryota; Fungi; Ascomycota; Pichiomycetes; Serinales; Debaryomycetaceae
Gene: ABZ1
Product: 4-amino-4-deoxychorismate synthase
Exons: 1
Coding region: 30-2300 (756 amino acids)
Biological process (GO): L-tryptophan biosynthetic process
Source: RefSeq, a predicted model, not a curated record
AUCACAUUGCACGAUCAAAAGUCAAUAGAAUGAUCCUACUUAUUGACUCAUACGACUCAUUCACUAACAACCUUGCCAAUCUCUUGGAGGUCAAUGCAGGGCAAAAAGUUGUGACAAUCAGAAAUGAUUCCUUUGAACCCGAAACCUACGAAGAAUUUUUCCACAGUUAUCUACCAUUAUUCGAAUACGUAGUAGUAGGACCAGGACCAGGACAUCCCUCCAUCGAAUCAGAUGUAGGUAUCAUCAGUUGGCUUUUCCGCAGAUAUCGUGACAAUCCAGACCUUACCGCAGUACCAAUUUUGGGUAUUUGUUUAGGUUUCCAGAGUUUAUGUUACGAGUUUGGCAAUGAGGUAUCCAGAUUGACACAGGUCAAACACGGUCAGGUGUACGAGAUCCAUCCUAUAUCAGAAGACACAAUCCUUGGAGACGGUACUUUCAAAAGUGUAAGAUACCAUUCAUUGUAUGUGGAAAAUUUGAAUGAUAGCAUCAUUCCGUUGGCUCAUUGCUAUGAGACGGAUGGCAAGAAAAUUUUGAUGGCAGUGAAGCACAAAGAGCUUCCUUUUUAUGGUGUUCAAUACCAUCCGGAAUCAAUCUGCUCUUCAAACGGAGAUUGCUUGAUUUCCAACUUUACAAACAUGGCAAAUGUGUACAAUCAGAAAUUUAGGCCAGAAGCCUUGGGCAUCAACUUGACUAACUUACCAAAGGGCUUGAUAGAAGAUCAUGCUAUUAGUGAAAAGUCUUUGAUUUCAGAUGGUUUAUUCGCUGAUACUACCAAGAAGCAAGAUAUUUCAUUGAAAAAAUUCCAAUUGGGCUCAGGAAUACUCCCAAUUGAUAUUUGUGAACAUCUAUAUAAGAAGAACAAGAGGGCAAAUUUCAUUCUUUUGAAUUCAGCAUCCAUACCAGGUGAAUGGUCCAUUAUUGGAUUUCCAAUUGAUAACGAGACAGAAGUGAUAACGCACUCUUUGGACGAAGCUUCUGCAGUGAAAAGUUCAAGUUAUGGCUCCCAUGAAAGUACGAAGAUAGAACUCAAGGAUGGCCAGACUCCUUGGAAAUACAUAAGCGACAAGAUGGCUACCAAAUUUAUAUCGAGAGACAGAAUCAAGAAGACUCUUGGAAAUUAUCAUUCCAGAAAUUUACCAUUUUUUGGAGGGUACUUAGGUCUCAUAUCUUACGAAGAGGGACAACACAUUUUGCUCGAUAAACUUGAACCUAUUUCCUCAACCCCAACUCCAGACUUGAAAUUAGCUUUCAUUACCCGUUUUAUGAUUUAUGACCACCUUACUAAUGAUUGGUUUGUUGUCUCCAUUAGAGAAAAUGACGCAGAGUGGGUUGAGUCCUUUUCUGAAGAAGCUGCUGGGAUCGAAAAAGUUGAUAUCGAUAGCAUUCCUUUUACAGUUGCCGAUUUAUGUGAAGAGGCCGAUAAAGUAAGCAUUCAGUACGAUUUUCCUUCUCAGUCAAUUUAUAAGGACCAAUUUGAAAAGUGUCAAGAGUACUUGCAUUCUGGAGACUCCUACGAAUUGUGCCUCACUACACAGCUGAAAAUUAGCUUACCUUCAUAUAUCCAGCCUUGGGAUAUAUAUAAGGUCUUGACUCUUCGCAAGAAUCCUUCCCCAUUUUCAUGUUUCAUGGAGUUUGACGAUUGUGUACUUAUCUCAUCAUCUCCAGAAAGAUUCUUGUCAUGGAAGGAUGAUAACGAAGGCAAGAAAUUGGUUGAGCUUAGACCCAUCAAAGGAACUGUUCGUAAUACCCCUGAUGUUGAUAUAAAUGCUGCAACAGAGAUUUUGAAAACACCGAAAGAGAUGGGAGAGAACCUCAUGAUCGUUGAUUUGAUUCGUCACGACUUAUUCGAAUUUGCUCAAGAUGUUCAAGUUUCGCAGUUGAUGUCAGUGGAGGAGUAUAAAACAGUCUUCCAGUUGGUUAGUGUCAUCCAAGGAAAGAAUAUCAAGCCAGGCUACAGUGGUAUUGAUGUUCUUCACAAGUCCUUACCUCCUGGUUCGAUGACAGGAGCGCCUAAGAAGAGAUCAGUUGAGUUAUUACAGCAAAUUGAGUCUAUGCAAAGCAGUGGUCCUAGAAGAGGUAUUUAUAGUGGAGUGGUGGGAUACUGGUCGGUCACGGAUGACGCAGAUUGGUCGGUUAUCAUUCGUUCUACUUUCAGGUACACUAACGACAAGGCAAACAAGGCAGGCAACGACACCUGGAGAAUUGGGGCUGGGGGUGCCAUCACCGUAUUAAGUGACCUCGAAGGAGAAUGGGAAGAAAUGAAAAUCAAGCUUUCUUCAGCAUUACAAGCAUUCAAAUAGUCACCUGUAUAUAGUCCAUAGAGAUAGAGAAUAGAUUUGUUUUUGCAUUCCAGAAGUGUUACGCUACCACCUCGCA